AUGACGAUACACGUCCUGAAACUAUCAAUAUGGUUUGCUCUAAUAUCUCUUGCGACUUUGAGAAUUAUUGAAGAAGAAAAUGUGAAUACCGUGACUACCGAGGCUGUCCAGGGCGGCCUUGCCCGUUUGCCAUGCGAUUUGACUCCGACUGUUGCCCAGGACAAAGUUUAUUUGGUCAUUUGGUACAAGGAAGGACACAAGUCACCGAUUUACAGUUUCGAUUCGAGAGAUGCCCGCGGCAACAAUUUACCAGACAAAUCUGUCCAUUGGGCCGACGAGACCGUCUUGGCGGGCCGAGCCUUCUUCCAGGCGACCCAGAACCCUGCCACUCUGGCCAUUGAAGGGGCCAGAGACUCCGACACUGGCGCCUACCACUGCAGAGUCGAUUUUCAGAGGAGCAGGACCAGAUAUGCGAGGGUUAACUUGACUGUUAUAGUACCACCAGAGCAACUGAGUAUCUUGGACGAAGAUGGAUCCCACAUUCCUCAUUAUGUUUUGGGACCUUAUGACGAAGGAGAUAAUAUUAAUGUGACUUGCGUUGCCACAGGAGGUAAACCUUCCCCAGCAGUCACCUGGUGGCAGGAUAACACCUUGUUGGACGAUUCCUAUUCAACUUUAUCAGAAGGACGUGUUAAAAAUGUUCUUCAGCUAAAAGGACUACAAAGGAGACAUCUCAACAGUGUUUUUACAUGUCAAGCGAGCAAUAAUAAUCUAACUACACCUAUUACCAGUGAUAUUUCUUUGGACUUGAACCUUCGUCCCCUUUGGGUGAAAAUAACCUCACCAAACAGACCGAUGUCUGCAGAAAGUACUUAUGAGGUCACUUGCGAAAUUGUGGGUGCUCGACCAAGACCUGUGGUGACCUGGUGGAAGGCCAGUGUGCCACUUCGAAAUCACAAAGAAGUAAAUGAAGGAAAUAAAACAAUAUCGAUUUUAAAGUUUGUUCCAACAAUUGAGGAUAAUGGAAAACAUUUGUCAUGUCGAGGUGAAAGUGUGAUACCUGAGAGCGGAUUAGAAGAUGGCUGGAAAUUGGAUAUACACCAUGUUCCGUCUGUGACCUUAGAACUUGGCAGCAACCAGAAUGCGUCUCAUGUCUAUGAAGGAGUCGAUGUCUAUUUUGAAUGUAAUAUUAAAUCCAACCCGUGGGUCUAUAAAGUCAGCUGGAGACAUAAUGGAAAUGUAAUUUACAACAAUAUCGGCGCCGGUGUGAUUAUUUCGAACCAGAGUCUGGUGUUGCAAAAUGUGGGCAGAUCCAAGAGUGGGUUGUACACGUGUGUCGGAAGUAAUCAGGAAGGGGAUGGUGAAAGCAAUCCGGUUCAGUUGGAUAUAAAAUAUGCCCCAGUGUGUCGUCCUGGACAAAUGCCCGUCUACAAUGUCGCUCGCCAAGAAACCAUUCAAGUAUCCUGCGAACUACAAGCCAAUCCUGGUGAAGUAACCUUUAAAUGGCUCUUCAACAAUACAAAUUCAGAAGUUCUCAGUCUACCAAUCAGUCAGAUAUCUACAGAAAAGACACACAGCAUCAUGCAGUAUACGCCGCAGAGUGAACAAGAUUACGGUACUUUAAUGUGCUGGGGUAUCAACGAAGUAGGAACCCAACAGGAUCCUUGUGUCUUCAUGAUAAACCCAGCAGGUAAACCCGAUUCCCUAUCGAAUUGCACCAUAGUGAACCAGACCGCGGAAUCCCUUCACGUCGAAUGCACAGAAGGCUACGACGGCGGUUUGCCUCAGCAGUUCCUGAUGGAGGUGUACACUGUGCACACCAGACAACUUGUCAGCAGUGUCACGUCCAGGACACCAUAUUUUUCUGUUACUGGUUUGGACUCGGAAUUGGGCUUCGAUAUCGUUUUGGCAGCCAUCAACGCGAAGGGACGCAGCAAGUUGGCGCAUUUGAACGCUUAUGCUCUGAAAUUUGCGGAACGACAAACAGCGACUAUUCCAUCGAUGCCUCAUAUGACGACGUUCAUGGGUGCCCUGAUAGGCGGUGUUUCUGCUAUAGUGCUCCUAGCAGCCAUCACGGUGAUAACAGUAAGACUUCGUGGAAGAUCUGAAGAUAUCGUGAGACCCCAAGAUCAUAGCCCUGAUAGAUCGGCGACACCUAGAUGCAAUAAUGCCUAUUUGGACCAUCCUGUAGUUUUAGAGGACAACCGGAGCGACAUGCUGGACUAUUUGGAGGAGAAGAAUCCGGAUAUUAUACCUCAAGGUGGUGAAGAUGUAUGUUUAGAGACACGACCGCCUUGUAAUUGGCUCGGGACAACGCAGAGGAGUCUUCUAUAUGGGGCGACUCCUGGUUCGAGUCAAUGUCCGCCUUCUUUGCAACCGCCGCCUCCGACGGCGAUGUAUUUACCGUAUAAGUCCUUAGAGAACUUAUCACAGGUGAACGACACGUCGUACGCGGAACUAUACCUGUCGGCGCCAAGUCAAAGGGCCGUCUACACGACGAGUACGCUGAACCGGGCUCGGGUGUCGAAGUCGGGCAUGUUCGGGCCGACGAGUCAGCCCCUGGAGAGCACCCUGUACGCGCAGAUCAGCCUGAACAACGCGACGUGCGCCAACGAUAAUAACUUACUAAGACACCUGAGUCGACCAGGCGAAUUAUCGGAAGACCUGCAAUGA
Molecule: messenger RNA, 2613 nt
Organism: Ctenocephalides felis (cat flea)
Lineage: Eukaryota; Metazoa; Arthropoda; Insecta; Siphonaptera; Pulicidae
Product: nephrin-like
Exons: 16
Coding region: 1-2613 (870 amino acids)
Molecular function (GO): protein binding
Source: RefSeq, a predicted model, not a curated record